UUGGUCACACCAAUCGCCACAUUUGUUUUGGCGUCACUUUGAAUUUUUAAUUUAAAUUUGAUUUCCGCGAAUAUGUCGAAAAACCCGCCAAUAAACAACGAGAUGGAAAUGGUGAUCCAGCAAGGAAACACCCUGCUGCCCGAUCUGCAUAUACGUUCCAGCGACCUGGCCAAUCCGACCGAGGCGUUCCUCACCAAAGUCUAUGUUCAGUAUUUGCGCUGCUUCGGACUUCGGGCGGACCCACCAUUUAAUGUCGACAACGAGAGCACUGAUACAUCGCGGGAGAAGCGCGUUUUCCUGAUCAAACUCUGCCGGCAAGUGGAGCGGAUAAUGCAAAUCACCUUUCCCAACAAGACGUACACCUACCUGGACAUUAUCAGGCCUGCCACCAAGAAGACAAUAAAAACACUGGACUUUCUGUUCAACUAUUUGGCCUACUACAAGCAGUUCAAGAGGUCGGUUCUAAUGCCAGUCGAGGAGAGCAUUAGAACACGAGAGGCCCUCAUCGCUGAAAUCACAUCCAAGCGCUGUCAGGUGGAGAAUCGAAAGGAGAAGGCAGCCACUGUUAAAAUUGACAUUGAAAAGUGCCAAGCCGCCAUAAACGAGUUGCACGAGGAGCUGCCCAAGGCUCAGGCCGAGUUGUCCAAACACAACAAGAUAUGCUACGAACAGAAAUUAGCCCUGGAUUCGCUGGAGAAUCAGCAUACAGAGCUCACCAAUCAGAUCCGGCACUGGGAGCAGCUAAUCGUAGAGGAUGACCAGGUGCUGAAUCUAAAUAAGCAAAUCGAAAACAUGUCCCUAAAUAUAGAGAAUUGCAAGGAAGAGUUGGCCAGCCAGGAAAAAGAAUUCAACGAUCAUCGCCGUCAAAUAGAAGCCAAUCUGAAUAUGGUCAAUGAAAUAGAGAAGGCCUUGGAGGUGCUGCCGCCCAAUCUGUUGGACGAGUACAAGGAGAACCUCAAGCAGCAGGAGCUCAUGGAGAAGCAGCUGCCCGCCUUGGAGGCCCAGAAUCAGAAACUUCUCAACGAAAUUGAUGCCAACAAGGUGGAGCUCCGACAGUCCGCCGAGCAGUUCCAAAUGCGCAAGGAGAAGUACGAUGAGGAAUGCCAAAGGUUCCAGCAGCAAAUCGAUGGGCGAAAGGCCGCCUUUGAGGAACAGAAACGAGCCGAGGAAGAGCGGUCCAAGAACAUGGAACUAUUGCAGCGACAAAUACAAGAACAAGCAGUAAAGGGCAAUAUGAUUGAAGAGAUGUUGUUGGAACUUGAUAAAAACUGAAAAUCCACUUAAUAUAUUGAUUUUAUUCUAGA
Molecule: messenger RNA, 1304 nt
Organism: Drosophila obscura
Lineage: Eukaryota; Metazoa; Arthropoda; Insecta; Diptera; Drosophilidae
Gene: Nuf2
Product: coiled-coil domain-containing protein 93
Exons: 3
Coding region: 73-1272 (399 amino acids)
Cellular component (GO): kinetochore; Ndc80 complex
Source: RefSeq, a predicted model, not a curated record